AAGAAUACUAGUUGGUGUAGCCGCGUUUUUAAAACGAUCAACUGAAAAAAUUAUUGCUUAUUUAACCUGAAAACUGAAAACUGAGAAUGUGUCUUACUUGGCAGAUUGCAGUGGUCUUGUUAGUUAUUUUCACAGAACAAGAUGUACAAGGUUUGGCGUUGAACCUCACUGGUCCUGAUAAAGCUGUACUGAAUGAAAGCUACACCUUCCAUUGCCAAGCGUCACCAGCAGACGAGGUCCAGGGUCCUUUUAGUUUCACUAGAAAAGGAACUGCUGUUUGUACAGUUCUGUCAGACUGUCGUCUAUUAGGUGUUGUUCCUGGUUACCCCUGUGGAUGUGCUGGUGACGGUGAAGCAACCAGAAUCUACAACAUGACAAUUAUCAAUGUCACACUGACAGAUGAAGCAGACUGGACAUGCAAGCAAAUAGAUGAUAUUAGCAACAGUUUCCAUUUAACAGUUCUCUCUCCAGUGAAUAAUGUCAGCAUUGAAAUAUCUGGAUCAAUGUCAGAUUCGGUUAAUAUCACAGAAGGAAACCCAUCUGUUUUUUCCUGUGUCAUACAAGGUGCAAAACCAGCUCCCAGUGUCUCGCAGGUCACGUGGUACAGAGAGGUGUCACCAGGCAAUAACGAGUCACUGCCAGGUAUUCCAGGAAACACGACAACCUCAGACAGAACCACAUCAAUCAAUCUGACGUAUACGGCUCGCAGACAAGACCAGGGACAGAAGGUGUUCUGUGCUGCAACAAACAGCUUGAUGGUAAACCGGAGUGUCCCUGCUGUUAGCUCAGGUAACAAGAUACAGCUGAACAUCCAAGCUGUAGGAACUGCAACAAUUGUUUGCACAGGUGGUGCAUUUCGUGGAGAGAAGGCAACACUAGUCUGCAAAAUAACAAACCCUAUAGUUGGUGGAAUGCGAAUUAUCCGACCAAAUAGUGGAACACAACAACAGGUGAUACAAUGCAACACUAGUAAUACUAAAUGUAUACUACGAGAUGGUGUGACUGGAUACAGCUAUGUCACUGACUCUUCUUCACAAACCACUCUAACUAUACACUCAUUCAACCCUAGCACAGAUGAAGGAGAAUGGAUUUGUCGUGAUGGACUAACUGGUAUUGGAGAAGCUACCUGCAACAUGAGUCUCUUUUAUGAAGCUAUUCUUGAAAUAGACCCGUGUCCUUCAAACUGGUUUGAUGGAGUGCCACUGAAUGUGACCUGUGUUCUCAAGGAUGGUGCCAUUGGCGGAAGUAUGUUUAUCAGCAAAAAUAAUCAACCGAACGUACAGUGUAAUUCUACAUUUGGUGACUGUUUUUCCUUUGAUCCAGGCCGUUACGAUGUUGUAGGAGUUCCUUCGGUGUCUGUAACAAUGCUGAUAAAAAGUUUUGAGAAAGGCAGAGACGAUACAGAAUGGAUUUGCAUUGAUUUUACCCACGUACCAGCACCACCUUCUUGUAAGAUUACAUUGUCAGCUCCAUAUGGUGUAAAAGGUGAAAAUGUGACCACAUUAACGAAAGUUACUCUGCCAUUCAGUGUUUCGGUGACUGGAAGCUGUACUUACCUCCUCCCAGACUGUACUUGGAUACGCAAGAUACAGGGCGAGUCUGAAGAAAGAGUACCAGAUAAUCUAACAUCCAUAACCAACACAAACACAUCUUGUAAUUCAGGAGAUCAACAAGCAACUUGCACCUUCAAGUUUGACUAUGACUCUGUGCCGGCAGGGUUUGUAGGAAAACAUGUGUCUCUGCGUGUGUCGAUUACCCAUGCAUCGUUGAUUGGAAACUCAACUCCCAUAGAAAUCGUCAACUCAGGAGUGAUUUUCACAGUUGGCCCAGACACUAUUACCUUAAUUCCAUCACCACCAGCUGAAAUGAGAGAAGGCAGCAAGGUGAUAGUAAACUGUACCUCAGACUGUCUCCCACGAUGUUCUUUCUCUUGGACAUGGGGAAAAGAAAGCAUCAGUUCAACCUCUUCGUUAAUACUGGAAAACAUCGGAAAGAAGCAGGCAGGAGCUUACAUGUGUACAGUAACCAACACCAUUUCAUUAAUAUCAAGAAAUAAAACAUUCCACCUCUCUUUUCCCGAUGAUCCAGAACGCAUGUCUUCCUUAAGUGCAGGUGCUAUAUCGGGAAUUGUGAUCGCUGUUGUUCUGGCUUUUGCUAUUCCUACUGUGUGGAUACUUUAUAAGAGAAAUAAAAGACAACCAGAUGCUGUGGAAGAGAAUACUGAUAACAGAACUCAGAAGAGUGAAAUUGAGAGAAGUCAAAUUGAUAACCCUGCAUUCACCAAGCCAGAAUAAGUAGUUGUGAAGUUACUGACUAAUUAAUUGAGUAACGAUUUGUCAUCGCCAGUGAUGUUUUGAUUAAUGCAGUCCAUCGACAAUUCCGCACAAAUAAUAAGACAUAUUGAUCGAGUACACUUUUGACGAUCUGAUCUAUUACAUAGUUUUCUGGUGGCCGAUGAACCAAUUAUUAAGUUAAGUGUUAAAUUUACUUGAAAUUACUCUUUAAUCCUGACAAAAUAAGCAUACAUUUAAUGUACAGCCACGGUUCAGGUUCAGGGGUCAAUUGUUCCCAAAGGAUCAUUCAAUUUAAGAGCGAUGAGUGAUUAACACAAUAAUGUUUGGGUGUCUACACAAAAACGUGAUCAUCACUGGCAACCAGGUUACAUAUUAUUUCAACCCCUGCAUAGAUAACACACACUGGUAAAUUACUAUUACUAUGUACAUGAACAACAAUAUUUUACAGCGAACAGUACUUGUAGUUUCUCCACUUGCAAACACAUACCACUACUAUUUUACAGCGAACAGUACUUCUAGUUUCCCUACUUGCAAACACAUACCACUACUAUUUUACAGUGAACAGUACUUCUAGUUUCCCCACUUGCAAACACAUACCACUACUAUUUUACAGCGAACAGUACUUCUAGUUUCCCUACUUGCAAACACAUACCACUACUAUUUUACAGUGAACAGUACUUCUAGUUUCCCCACUUGCAAACACAUACCUCUACUAUUUUACAGUGAACAGUACUUCUAGUUUCCCCACAUGCAAACACAUACCUCUACUAUUUAACAGUGAACAGUACUUCUAGGUUCCCCACUUGCAAACACAUACCACUACUAUUUUUGUUAAUGUAUAUAUUUAAAUGUAUCAUGGUUACUUAUUCAUUAGAUGGACUUAGGUUUACGUUUUUUAGUGUCACACUUUGUGGGCUUAGUCCGGGAGCCAAGACUUCGUGUAUUACAUUUUUACUCAUUUCAUCCUACCCUAUGUAAAUUUAGUUAUACAUUUUUUGGCAUAUCCCAGUAAAUGCAGAAAAUUAACAAAAGUGGUUUUUUAGUGUGACCAGGAAUGGGUUAAUAUUCAUAAAAUGGUUUCUAAAACUGGACUGGACCUCAUGAAUAAACGUUGUCAUAAGCAAACCAAAUGUUUUACAAUGAGUAUUUUACAAGAAAUGGAGAAAUAUCUUAAUUGUACAUUGCAUACAAAAAGUAAAUAUCUGAAAUUGAAACAAGAACCCACCACACCCAACAAAAAAACAAAACCCAAC
This is a messenger RNA of Gigantopelta aegis, 3547 nucleotides long. RefSeq lists its product as uncharacterized. Gene Ontology annotation, cellular component: cell-cell junction. Lineage: Eukaryota; Metazoa; Mollusca; Gastropoda; Neomphalida; Peltospiridae. The transcript is spliced from 11 exons. Gene Ontology annotation, biological process: cell-cell adhesion. Gene Ontology annotation, molecular function: cell adhesion molecule binding. Bases 87 to 2294 code for a protein of 735 amino acids. The record is from RefSeq and is a predicted model, not a curated record.